Paramacrobiotus metropolitanus is the source of this 820-nucleotide messenger RNA. Its product is annotated as histone H3. Lineage: Eukaryota; Metazoa; Tardigrada; Eutardigrada; Parachela; Macrobiotidae. The record is from RefSeq and is a predicted model, not a curated record. Gene Ontology annotation, cellular component: nucleosome. The transcript is spliced from 2 exons. Gene Ontology annotation, molecular function: DNA binding; protein heterodimerization activity; structural constituent of chromatin. Bases 135 to 545 code for a protein of 136 amino acids.
UUGUCAUCAGUUGAAAGUUUGUUACGUUGACCGUAAGCUCCGAAUUUGAUUUCCACUUUUCUGUAGUUAAAUUUACGUGUCAGCCGCAUUUUUCGUUAAUUGUUAUUUGUUAAUCAGUUGUCAAACGUAUCGCAAUGGCCCGAACAAAGCAGACCGCUCGUAAGUCGACGGGAGGCAAAGCUCCGCGCAAACAGUUAGCCACCAAAGCUGCUCGCAAAUCCGCGCCAGCCACCGGAGGUGUGAAGAAGCCCCAUCGCUAUCGUCCUGGCACCGUGGCCCUCCGAGAAAUCCGUCGGUACCAGAAGUCCACGGAGCUGCUGAUCCGUAAACUGCCGUUCCAGCGCCUGGUCCGUGAAAUCGCGCAGGACUUCAAAACCGAUCUCCGAUUCCAGUCUUCCGCUGUCAUGGCUCUGCAGGAAGCAGCGGAGGCUUAUCUCGUGGGCCUGUUCGAAGACACCAACUUGUGCGCCAUCCAUGCCAAACGUGUGACCAUCAUGCCCAAGGACAUCCAGUUGGCUCGCCGAAUCCGAGGGGAGCGUGCCUAGACGGUUAAAUGACGAUCGGUUGAAAUUCCGCAAUGUGUUGGCUUUAAUCUUAGAAGUUGCUUGUACAGUUGUACUUACCGGAGCGCACUUGUAACAGAUUCUAAGCUUCUAAUGUUUUUGCCAUGUCGUUUCUUUUUUGUGUGAAUAGUAGCGUGUCUGACUGCAAUCUUUAUUAUCGCUUUAUCUUCUACAAUAAUUACGACCACUGGAAAUAUUGUAAAACAUGUCCCGUUGUUAAUAAAUGCAUGGUUAUCACUUAUCAGACGGUCACUAUG